Panicum hallii is the source of this 2794-nucleotide messenger RNA. Its product is annotated as putative pentatricopeptide repeat-containing protein At5g52630. Gene Ontology annotation, molecular function: RNA binding; zinc ion binding; protein binding. NCBI's taxonomy places the organism in Eukaryota, Viridiplantae, Streptophyta, Magnoliopsida, Poales, Poaceae. Gene Ontology annotation, biological process: RNA modification. The coding region runs from base 143 to 2461 and encodes 772 amino acids. The transcript is spliced from 2 exons. The record is from RefSeq and is a predicted model, not a curated record.
CACAGUCCCACUCCCUUAUCAGUGUUAUCCCCUUCCUCCUUCCUCGCCUCGCCACCCACCACAGAACUCAUGGAAUCCUCCUCCCUCCCGCGCCGCUGCUGAUGCUCCCCUCGCCUCCUCCCCUCUGACACCGCGCCUGCCAAUGGCCUCCGUCCCGUCCCUCGCCGUCUCCGGGGGGGCCGCCGCCGCCUCCUUCCCGGCGGCCGCCGGCGCUGACGCCCGGAGGCCGCCGCCCAGCUCUGUCGCCGUUGCUGACAAGAGCAACUCGAAUGGCAGGAGCAUCCAAGUGGCGCAGAACGGAGGCGGCAUGGAGGCGCCGCUGCGGCCCCUCGAUGUGGAGGAAGCGAUGGGCAUGCUCAGGGAGGCGAAGACGGUGCGGUCGGCGAUGUACGUGCCGCUCCUGCACCGAUGCGUCGAGGCAGGCAGCCUCGGCGACGCCAGGGCCGUGCACGGGCACAUGGUAAAGACGGGGACGGGCGCGGACAUGUUCGUCGCGACGUCUCUGGUCAACGCCUACAUGCGGUGCGGGGCGAGCCGGGACGCGCGCACGCUGUUCGACGGAAUGCCGGAGAAGAACGUUGUGACGUGGACGGCGCUCAUCACGGGGUACACCCUCAACUCGCAGCCGGCGGUGGCGCUGGAGGUGUUCGUCGCGAUGCUGGAUGCCGGGAGGUACCCUUCGCAUUUCACGCUGGGCGCGACGCUGAGUGCUUGCUCUGCUUCGGACAACGUUGGUGUGGGCAAGCAGGUCCAUGGAUAUAUGAUUAAGUACGGUGCUGAAUCCAUCACGAGCAUUGGGAACUCCCUCUGUCGAUUGUAUGCCAAGUCUGGGAGCUUGGAAUCAGCUAUGAGGGCCUUCCAGAGGGUCCCUGACAAGAACGUCAUCACGUGGACAACGAUGAUAUCUGCCUGCGCUGAAGAUGAGAAUUUUGUGGAGCUUGGACUGACACUCUUCCUUGAUAUGCUUAUGGAUGGAGUGAUGCCUAAUGAGUUUACCUUGACGAGUGUCAUGAGCUUGUGUGGUACAAGGCUAGAUCUGAACCUGGGGAAGCAAGUCCAAGCCUUCUGCUUCAAAAUUGGUUGUGAGACGAACCUUCCAGUACAGAACUCAACGAUGUACCUCUAUUUAAGAAAGGGUGAAACCGAGGAGGCCAUGCAUUUGUUUGAAGAGAUGGACGAUGUCAGUAUUAUCACGUGGAAUGCGAUGAUCUCGGGCUAUGCUCAGAUCAUGGAGAUAGCUAAGGAUGAUCUCCAUGCUCGUUCCAGAGGGUUCCAGGCGCUCAAGAUUUUUCGCGACCUCAAGCGGUCUUCAAUGAAGCCAGAUUUGUUCACCUUCUCAAGCAUUCUCUCUGUUUGCAGUGCUAUGAUGGCCUUGGAGCAGGGUGAGCAAAUCCAUGCUCAAACGAUAAAGACUGGUUUCUUGUCAGAUGUUGUGGUUAACAGCGCACUGGUGAACAUGUAUAACAAGUGUGGAUGCAUCGAAGAUGCAACUAAAGCAUUUGUCGAGAUGUCAACACGGACUCUUGUCACAUGGACUUCUAUGAUCUCAGGGUACUCACAGCAUGGCCGGUCCCAGGAAGCGAUUCAACUCUUCGAGGACAUGAGAUUUGCUGGGGUAAAACCAAAUGAAAUCACAUUUGUAAGUGUGCUUUCAGCCUGUAGCUAUGCUGGUUUAGUAGAUGAGGCUGAGCGCUACUUCAACAUGAUGAAGGAAGAGUACAAAAUAGAGCCUGUUGUGGACCACUAUGGCUGCAUGAUUGACAUGUUUGUGCGCCUGGGCCGGUUGGACGAUGCAUUUUCCUUCAUCAAAAGGACGGGUUUUGAACCAAAUGAGGCCAUCUGGUCCAGUUUGGUUGCUGGAUGUCGGAGUCAUGGAAACAUGGAGCUUGCCUUCUAUGCUGCUGAUAGACUGCUCGAGCUCAACCCAAAAGGCAUCGAAACCUAUGUAUUACUGUUGAACAUGUACAUUUCCACUGGGAGGUGGCAUGAUGUGGCAAGAGUACGGAAGCUAAUGAAACAAGAGGAUCUAGGAAUCCUUAGGGAUCGCAGCUGGAUUACGAUCAAAGACAAGGUCUAUUUCUUCAGAGCUAAUGACAAGACUCAUGAACAGAGUGACGACCUGUAUCAACUGCUAGAGAAUCUGCUGGAGAAAGCUAAAACCAUUGGCUAUGAACCUUACCAGAAUGCAGAGUUGUCUGACAGUGAGGAUGACGAGAAGCCUGCUGCAGGUUCCCUAAAGCACCACAGUGAGAGAUUAGCUGUUGCACUGGGUUUGCUCCAAACACCUCCAGGCGCAACAAUUCGCAUCACAAAGAACAUUACUAUGUGCAGGGACUGCCACAGCUCAAUUAAGUUCUUUUCAUUACUUGCAAACAGAGAGAUUGUUGUCCGUGACAGUAAACGCCUUCACAAGUUCAUGGAUGGCCGAUGCUCCUGUGGGGAUUUUAGUUCACUAUUAUGAGCACAAGAACCUGGAAAUUUCAGCAAUAUCCUACUCCCAAGGCUCAAGAUUUUUGUCCUGGGAAUAGGUCACACCCUGCAUGGACUUUUGUUUGAUGCAAGGUACUCUGAGCUGAUCACUCUGCACUCUGCAGUGAGUUUGUAGAUUUUCGUCUGAAAGUAAAUUUUGUUCAGUCAGCAUCUGUAACAUAUGACCCAAAAACUCAGAUCAGAUUUGUCGAAUAUGCCUACACGGUUAGCAAUAUAGGAGGGUGAAUAUCUUUGUAACUGUUGUAAAUGCUGGCCUACUGAUAGGAUCAGAUUUUGCUGUUUGAAUUCACAAUUUUGAGAUUAA